AACUGGUUGCGCAUGUACGAAGUGCUGAUGGAUAUGGAAUGAUUUCAUGGGAGGAAGUUGCUAUCUAAAAGCAAACAAAGUCAAAGAGAGUCACCUUUCACACUAGAAAUUAAAGAUGGUACUUGGAAGAAGUUCUGGAGCUGAAGUGAUGCCUGGUGGCUCUAUCUCAAGAGCUAGCUCUAAGCCUGACAGACUAUGUCAUGUGUGCCCAGAACUAGAAUGGGACAAUUGCAGUCUAGAAUCUAGGGCAACAAGGCCAGUAGUAUUAGAUUUACAAAAUGUUAAAUCAAAGAAGCAAAAUAAAUUCAGUAGAGUGUGUCACUUGUGCAGUAAAGUUUUGCAAAGAGUUUUGUGGUUACUCCGUUCAGCAGCUGGCUGUCUUGCUGUGCUAAUUGUGGCCAUUUUGAUACUGUCUGCAUCAAUUCAGAAUGAGAAAAAAGACACAGAAAAUAUUCUUGAGCCUGAACAACAUACUUGGCAGCUGAUGUUAUUUCGCCUCUUACCAGCAAGAUUUCUGUCCAGACUUUGGGGAUUCCUGAUGUCGAUGCAGGUUCCUGAAAGCAUUCGAACGUCAUUGUAUGGUCCGUUUGUAUGGAAGUUCAACUGUAAUAUGGCUGAAGCUGAAAUUGAGAAUCUUAGAGAUUACUGCAGUUUGGGUGAGCUCUUCACUAGGAAGCUCAAAAAGGAAGCGAGGGAAAUGUCUGAGAGUAAGCUGGUUUCUCCAACCGAUGGGAAAAUUCUUCAUUUUGGCACUGUUAAUGAUGGCCUGAUAGAACAAGUGAAAGGUGUGACUUACAAACUUCAAAAAUUUCUAGGGCCGGAAGACUCACUGAUACCAUAUGUCAAGAAAAAUGUGUCCUCUAACGUAUUAAUCAAAGAUGAGCAAAAGCAGCUUUAUCAUGUGAUUGUUUAUCUUGGACCUGGUGACUACCAUCAUUUUCAUUCACCUUCUGAUUGGACAAUACUAAAGAGACGUCAUUUUCCAGGUGACCUGCUAAGCGUAGCCCCCUGGGCAGCUAGGACAAUUCCCGGACUAUUCUCCAUCAACGAAAGAGCUAUUGUCACAGGGACUUGGGAGCAUGGAUUUUUUUCAAUGGUUGCUGUGGGAGCAUACAAUGUAGGAUCAAUCAGUCUCACUGUUGAUGAGUCCCUAGAAACAAAUGUUGAAGAUGAGGAUUUGCAGCUGGGAGAAUACAGAGACAAGCAACUAGGAGAGGCUUCAGAAGGUAUAAGGGUGAAGAAGGGAGAACGAUUGGGUGGCUUUAAGCUCGGAUCAACUGUAGUGCUCGUUUUUGAAGCACCUUCAAACUUUCAGUUUAGCAUUUUACCAGGACAGAAAAUACAAUAUGGACAAUCCAUUUCAACAAGCAUGUAUUAAAUCAUUUUUAUUCUGUGCAUGCAGUGUUUUUAUGCAAUUGUAAAUCUUAUAAUAAUGA
Messenger RNA from Halichondria panicea, 1436 nucleotides. RefSeq names its product phosphatidylserine decarboxylase proenzyme, mitochondrial-like. Gene Ontology annotation, biological process: phosphatidylethanolamine biosynthetic process. Lineage: Eukaryota; Metazoa; Porifera; Demospongiae; Suberitida; Halichondriidae. The record is from RefSeq and is a predicted model, not a curated record. Gene Ontology annotation, molecular function: phosphatidylserine decarboxylase activity. Bases 116 to 1378 code for a protein of 420 amino acids. The transcript has 5 exons. Gene Ontology annotation, cellular component: mitochondrion.